This is a messenger RNA of Owenia fusiformis, 635 nucleotides long. The record is from the annotation of a GenBank genome assembly. NCBI's taxonomy places the organism in Eukaryota, Metazoa, Annelida, Polychaeta, Sabellida, Oweniidae.
AUUUGAUUAUCAAGAUGGCAGAGGGUAAAUUUUCAGCUCAGACACAGGAGCAAUUAGAAAGGAAAAAGAGAGAAAAACAAGAAAAAAAAGAAGAACAAGAAUUCUUCAAUGACCUGUUUACUGACAUUGGGCCACAAAUGGGGACCCACUUCAGCACCAUUGGGCUUCAUCUUGGGAUGACAGAUGAUGAAUUGAAGAAUAUUCAGAUGACAGAUCGUGAUGCUAGCCAAUGGGGCCUAGAAUUGCUGAAAAAAUGGAUGAAGAAUCAAGAGGAAGAAGAAUCCGGUGUUCCUGUGAUUGACACCUUGUGUAAAGCUUUGAGGAAAGCCAAGAGAGUAGACCUUGCUAAAAAAGUCAAAAAGGCUGAAGAAGAAAGAGGCAGUCAACGUUAAGCAUGGCUGGUGACUAUUGCAUCAGGACUGACAAGGAUGGAUGUUACGAAGCACAAUUAAAUACAGAACUUUUUGCACUUAGGAACUAUUGAUUUUAAAAUAUUUUUAAAUUUUUCAACACUCAACACUUUUCUGAACACCCUCGUCACUGUUCUACAACUUAAGUUACUUUGACAGAACGUCAAUGUAACAAAAUGAAUGAACUUCCUGAUUACAAGUUUUUUGUUUUAUCGAUUUAAACCU